ACGCGCACUACUCUGUCAUCCCUCGCGCGAGGCGGCGGCUGUGCACCGCCAUCUUGGCCGGUGGCGGUAGAAACACGUUGUGUGGCCGGGACGCGAAAGCCGGCGCCGGUUCGGCUCCUGCACGCCUCGCCUCGCUGUAAGGGGACCGCGGUCUCCAGUAGGAGAACCGGAUAUUCUUUAUUACAAUUAUGGCAGACAAAUUAACAAGAAUUGCUAUUGUCAACCACGACAAAUGCAAACCUAAGAAGUGUCGACAGGAAUGCAAAAAGAGCUGCCCUGUCGUUCGAAUGGGAAAAUUAUGUAUAGAGGUUACACCCCAGAGCAAAAUAGCAUGGAUUUCUGAAACUCUCUGUAUUGGUUGUGGUAUUUGUAUUAAGAAAUGCCCCUUUGGCGCCUUAUCAAUUGUCAAUUUGCCAAGCAACUUGGAGAAAGAAACAACACAUCGAUAUUGUGCCAAUGCCUUCAAGCUUCACAGGUUGCCUAUCCCUCGUCCAGGUGAAGUUUUGGGAUUAGUUGGAACUAAUGGUAUUGGAAAGUCAACUGCAUUAAAAAUUUUAGCAGGAAAGCAAAAGCCAAACCUUGGAAAGUAUGAUGAUCCACCUGAUUGGCAAGAGAUUUUGACCUAUUUCCGUGGAUCUGAAUUACAAAAUUACUUCACCAAGAUUCUAGAAGAUGACCUGAAAGCCAUAAUCAAACCUCAAUAUGUAGAUCAAAUUCCCAAGGCUGCAAAGGGAACAGUGGGAUCUAUUUUGGACCGAAAAGAUGAAACAAAGACACAGGCAAUUGUAUGUCAGCAGCUUGAUUUAACUCACCUUAAAGAACGAAAUGUUGAAGAUCUUUCAGGAGGAGAGUUGCAGAGAUUUGCUUGUGCUGUCGUUUGCAUACAAAAAGCUGAUAUUUUUAUGUUUGAUGAACCCUCCAGUUACCUCGAUGUCAAGCAGCGUUUAAAGGCUGCCAUUACUAUUCGAUCUCUAAUAAAUCCAGAUAGAUAUAUCAUUGUGGUGGAACAUGAUCUAAGUGUAUUAGACUAUCUCUCUGACUUCAUCUGCUGUUUAUAUGGUGUACCGAGUGCUUAUGGUGUUGUCACUAUGCCUUUUAGUGUAAGAGAAGGCAUAAACAUUUUUUUGGAUGGCUAUGUUCCAACAGAAAACUUAAGGUUCAGGGAUGCAUCGCUUGUUUUUAAGGUAGCUGAGACAGCAAAUGAAGAAGAAGUUAAAAAAAUGUGUAUGUAUAAAUAUCCUGAGAUGAAGAAAAAGAUGGGAGAGUUCGAGCUAGCUAUUGUAGCUGGAGAGUUCACAGAUUCUGAGAUCAUGGUGAUGCUGGGGGAAAAUGGUACAGGUAAAACCACAUUUAUCAGAAUGCUUGCUGGAAGGCUUAAACCUGACGAAGGAGGAGCAGUACCAAUUCUGAAUGUCAGUUAUAAGCCACAGAAAAUCAGUCCCAAAUCAACAGGAAGUGUUCGACAGUUACUGCAUGAAAAGAUCAGAGAUGCUUAUACUCAUCCACAGUUUGUGACUGAUGUAAUGAAGCCCCUACAGAUUGAAAACAUCAUUGAUCAGGAGGUGCAGACAUUGUCUGGUGGUGAACUGCAGCGAGUAGCUUUAGCUCUUUGUUUGGGCAAACCUGCUGAUGUUUAUUUAAUUGAUGAACCAUCUGCAUAUUUGGAUUCUGAGCAAAGAUUAAUGGCAGCCCGGGUUGUCAAACGUUUCAUACUCCAUGCAAAGAAGACAGCUUUUGUUGUGGAACAUGACUUCAUCAUGGCCACCUAUCUAGCAGAUCGUGUCAUCGUGUUUGAUGGUGUUCCCUCUAAGAACACAGUUGCAAACAGUCCUCAAACUCUUUUGGCUGGCAUGAACAAAUUUUUGUCUCAGCUGGAAAUAACAUUCAGAAGAGAUCCCAACAACUACAGACCACGAAUAAAUAAGCUCAAUUCAAUCAAGGAUGUAGAACAAAAGAAGAGUGGAAACUACUUUUUCUUGGAUGAUUAGAUUGAAUCUGAGUUUAUCAAUAAGCCAUUUACUUACUGGGAUUUUUAUCAUAUAAAACUUUAAUCAGGUUUUAUGGCCCCACAUACUCUGGAGCUUGAAGUAUGAUUUUCUUAAUGUGACAUCAAAAGCCAGUUGUCUGUCUUAUAAAUUGUUAAGGGCUUUUCUGUUCUUAAGAUAAACCUCUGUGCAUACUUCACUAAAAUGGAGACAUUUCAAAUCCGUAAAUCACCUCAAGAUUUUCAUGAUCUGUGGGGAGAUUUUCAGUUGUGUAUUAUAUUCAUGUACCAGAUGCUUACUGGUGUUGACCACCUUUAAAAUCUUGAUAAGAUCUGUAUUUAUCUGUUUGCUAAGUGGACCAGUAUAAUUGAAUUGCCCUAUUUAAAAGCCAGUCAAAGACUACACUGCUAAAGUCUGUCUGAUAAAUAAACAUCAGAAUUUUAUUUGCUACUUGUUUUUAGUCUGUGCACUAUAUUAUCAGUGUGUAGCUGCUUGUAUGUUUAUGACCAACUUACGCAUUAUUUUUAAUGGGUUUUUUGGUGCUUUUGAACAUCUGUCAAUACCCUAAUUUAACUCUGAGUUUUUGGUUUUUACAAUCUGUAACAUUCUAUAAUAACAUCCAAAGUAAUGUAACUUUGUAAACCUAAAUUUAUAUAAUCACUCAUCAAGUUGGGAGGAGAUGUUUCUGAAGAAUAUUUGCUUCCUAUAAAACUAUAGGCUUGGGCUGGGGAGAUGGUUCAGUCAGUAAAGUGCCAACUGUACGCUCAUAAGGACCAGUUAAAAGUCACAGGAUUGUAAUGCCAGCCCUAGGAAAUUAGGUCAGACAGAUCCUAGAGUCCAUUGGCUAGCCAGCCUAACAGAUCUGUGAGUCCUGUGUCAGGGAAAGAUCCUGUCUCAGAAAAUUAGGCAACAAUUGAGGAAGACAUCUAGCUCCAACACAGACAUGUACAUAUGUACAUGUGUGUACAUACAUACAGAUACACAUAUACAUACCAUUCAUACAUAAAUAGCCCUACAGAUAACAAGUCUUUAUAGUUGGUGCCUCACUAUCUGGAUGUUAGGGGUUUGUUUUUAGUUUUGUUUUGAGACUGUCCUAUAGCCCAAGCUGGCCUCAAACUCAUUGUAUAGCUAAGGACAACCUUGAAAUUCUGAGCCUACUACCCAGAUUAGGAUUGUGCAGUGCUGAGAAUCAAACCCAGGGCUCUGCAGGUUAGGCAAGCAUUCUACCAACUGAGCCACAUCCCCAGCCCUGUAUUUUUAUAGACUACAGAUUUUUCUGUUGAGCAACCAAGGGCAACCUUUAACCACUUCUCCAAUGAGUACCGGAAAUAGCAAUACAAAGUGUCCAUUGCUGCAGUACAUAUUCAUUUGUAGGUGUGGAUAAAAAGGACAUUAUCUAAACCUUACUAAUACGCUGAACUAGAAUUAUGAGGAAGGUAGAUUACAGUGAAUAAUGGGGCAGGCGGGGCAGGCAGAACAGGAAAAUUAGACAAGACUUUGAACUUUAAUUUUGAUUAACUUGGAAACAAUGAUAUAAAGUUUGUUUUGACUGGACCCCAUUAGGCCUAAAAAUGAAUUUAUAUGAAUAAUCCAUAAAUACAUUUCUGUUGUAAAAGAAUGCAAAUAUACAGAAAUAUAUGGAAUAAACAUUUUCUCCCUUCAUUACUGAGAA
Molecule: messenger RNA, 3657 nt
Organism: Cricetulus griseus (Chinese hamster)
Lineage: Eukaryota; Metazoa; Chordata; Mammalia; Rodentia; Cricetidae
Source: RefSeq, a predicted model, not a curated record